This is a messenger RNA of Chaetomium fimeti, 8146 nucleotides long. RefSeq names its product armadillo-type protein. Bases 462 to 7781 code for a protein of 2439 amino acids. The record is from RefSeq and is a predicted model, not a curated record. Gene Ontology annotation, molecular function: protein-containing complex binding; protein serine/threonine kinase activity; protein binding. The transcript is spliced from 7 exons. NCBI's taxonomy places the organism in Eukaryota, Fungi, Ascomycota, Sordariomycetes, Sordariales, Chaetomiaceae. Gene Ontology annotation, cellular component: TORC1 complex; nucleus; TORC2 complex. Gene Ontology annotation, biological process: TOR signaling; protein phosphorylation; negative regulation of macroautophagy.
CUUGUCGGAAACGGUGCCGCUGUGCUCGCGACUUUCACCUUUCUCUCACAGCAGCGAAAACACCCCGGGUUGCACGACCGGUGGUUUGGUUUGGCGAAUAAUCACGAAUAACUCCCUACAACCCCGUCGGCACUCGGGUUUCCCGCCGUGCAAUUCGGCCGAUCGCUAAACCCGCGACAACUUCUACCAAAGGUCGUUCAGACAUUGAAUGCGAACACGCGGCACUCGUCAACUUCAAGUGACAACAAGGUGCUGGGUAUUGAACUGGUCGAGGCACCCGAAACCCUCUUAUUCCAGCACAAACGCCUGCCCGAACUCUCUGUCUGGCCUGAGCCCACCUAGCCUCUGGCCGGAGCACGACAGCCGACUAUGGGUCAGCGACAACCGACACAGCGCUUCAACGCUUGACGAGAUCACCUAGUCCUUCCGCGAGAUCAGAAGAAACCCACGACCUCACCAAGAUGUCGAUCAUCAGAGAUCAAGCGGCCACCGCGCUGGACCAGUACAUCAAAGAAGUCAGGAAUCGAAGCUAUGCCGAAGAUCAACGAAAGCGCGCUGCGCGACAGGUCCGAGACCUCGUCAACAUUGCAAAGCAAGAGAUGGGCGCCGAACAAUUUCAACGAUUCUUCGACACCGUCAAUCAAAGGACCAUGUCCCUGAUCCAAGGCACCGAUACGUAUGAUAAGAUGGGCGGCGUCUACAUCCUCGACGCCUUAGUAGACUUUGAGGGCAUCGAGCCCGCGCUCAAAUACAGUCGCUUCCAGCAAUACAUCGGAACUAUACUACGCGGGAAGGAUCUCAAUCCCAUGCAACCUGCCGCUGUGGUCCUGGGCAAGAUGUGCAAACCAGGCGGCUCUCUGAUAUCGGAGCUUGUUGACGCCGAGAUGCACACCGCGCUUGAGUGGCUACAGUCAGAUCGCGUCGAGGAGAGGCGAUACAGUGCGGUCUUGGUUCUCCGCGAGUUGGCGAGGAAUGCGCCUACCUUGAUGUAUCCUUACGUCGGCUUCGUCUUUGAUCAAAUCUGGAUCGGCCUGCGGGAUCCACGCCACUUGAUCCGAGCCACCUCGAGCGAAACUGUCAGCGCCUGCUUCAAGAUAAUCCGGGAGCGUGAUCAGGAGAUGAAGCAGGAAUGGAUGGAUAAGAUGUUUACGGAAGCGGUGAAGGGCCUCAAGACGAACACCGUCGAAUACAUCCACGCCUCUCUCCUCGUUCUCAAGGAGCUUCUUGAGCAGGGAGGCAUGUACAUGCAGAACCACUAUCAAAACGCCUGCGAGAUCGUUUUCCGCCACAAAGACGCGCGCGAUGCCGCGAUCCGCAAGACGGUCGUUUUUCUUAUUCCAGAUUUGGCCAACUACGCCCCUACCGAAUUCGGCGCGACCUACUUGCACAAGUUCAUGGUUUACCUCUCCAGCAUGCUCAAGAAGGAGAAAGAAAGGAACGAUGCGUUCCUGGCCAUUGGCAACAUCGCCAACUCCGUCAAGAGCUCCAUCGCGCCUUAUCUCGAUGGCGUCCUGAUCUACGUCCGUGAAGGGCUCAGUGUGCAGUCCCGCAAACGAGGCUCUGUCGACCCCGUGUUCGAUUGCAUCAGCCGGCUCGCAGUAGCAGUGGGUCAAACUCUGAGCAAGUACAUGGAGGCGCUGCUCGACCCCAUCUUCGCUUGCGAGCUCACACCGAAGCUAACUCAGGCGCUGGUCGACAUGGCUUUCUACAUCCCUCCUGUCAAGGGUACCAUACAAGAGCGCCUGCUCAACAUGCUGAGCAAGGUCCUUUGUGGAGAACCCUUCCGGCCGUUGGGGGCACCUCACCCAAACCCACUCUCUUCUAUCCCGCCCAUUCCCAAAGAUCCGAAGGACCCGUCAGUGCACGAACGAGGAAAGGCCGAGGUGAAGCUUGCCUUAAACACCCUCGGCAGCUUCGACUUUUCAGGUCACGUCCUAAACGAGUUUGUCCGCGAUGUCGCCAUCAAAUACGUCGAGGAUGACGACCCGGAAAUCCGCGAGGCCGCCGCGCUUACCUGCUGCCAGCUAUAUGUGCGGGAUCCUAUCGUUAACCAAACCAGCUACCACGCUUUGCAGGUCGUCGCCGAUGUCGUUGAGAAAUUGUUGACAGUGGGCGUCUCAGAUCCUGAGCCUAAAAUCCGCCGAACCGUCCUUGCCGCCCUCGACGAACGUUUUGAUCAGCAUCUCGCCAAGGCUGAGAACAUACGUACCCUAUUUUUCGCUCUUCAUGACGAGCAGUUCGCGGUCAGGGAGGUUGCCGUGUCAAUUAUCGGUCGGCUAGCUCGCCAUAACCCGGCAUAUGUCAUCCCCCAACUGCGCAAGACUAUCAUACAGAUGUUGACUGAGCUGGAAUACACGGACGUGGCGAGAAGUAAGGAGGAGAGCUCGAAGCUGCUCAGCCUUUUGACCCAGCACGCCCAAGACCUAGUCAAGCCUUACGUCAGCUCCAUCACCGAAGUCCUCCUGCCAAAAGCUUCUGACCCGACCCCGUCUGUCGCGGCCACCAUUCUCGAGGCGAUUGGCGAGCUCUGCACAGUUGGGGGAGCGGAGAUGCUUGCUUACAAGGACACGCUCAUGCCCAUUAUCAUUGACGCAUUGCAGGAUCAAAGCGCGCCCAUCAAACGGGAGGCAGCCCUUCACACCCUAGGGCAACUGGCCAGCAAUGCCGGCUACGUCAUCAAACCCUAUCUCGAAUAUCCGCAGCUGCUCGAAAUUCUGCAAUCCAUCAUACGGGGCGAGCCCCAACACGGCCCGCUGCGGCAGGAAACGAUCAAGCUUAUGGGGAUUCUGGGCGCACUGGAUCCUUACAAACAUCAGCAGGUCGAAGAGCGGACGCCGCAAACCCAACGUCGCCCCGAGGCUACCCAGUUAACCGAUGUGUCCCUCAUGAUGGGGGGGCUCACCCCGUCGCAGGAAGACUAUUACCCCACGGUCGUUAUCAACGCCCUACUUCAAAUCCUGAAGGACCAGUCUCUGUUACAGUGGCAUGGCAAUGUUGUCGACGCUAUCAUGAGUAUCUUCAUCACUCUGGGACUCAAGUGCGUUCAGUUCCUUGACCGGGUGGUCCCCGCUUUCAUUGCCGUCAUUAGAGCCUCGAGCCCGGCGAGACUCGACUACUACUUCAACCACCUGAGCAGACUCGUUGGCAUCGUGCGCCAGCAUAUCCGUGUCUACCUCCCCGACAUCAUCGAGGUGCUGCAGGAAUUUUGGAACACAACGUCUUCGCUGCAGACCACCAUCAUGGCGCUCAUUGAGUCGAUCUCUCGGUCGCUGGAGGGCGAGUUCAAGAUUUAUCUUGCCAGUUUACUCCCCUUGGUCCUCGGGGUAUUGGAAAGGGAUACGAGCACAAAGCGUCAGCCCACAGAGAAGAUAUUCCACGCCUUCUUAGUCUUCGGCUCCAGCGCGGAAGAAUACAUGCAUCUCAUCAUCCCCAUUCUGGUACGGCUAUUCGACAACCCAGCGCAGCCCAUGUUCCUGCGCAAGUCGUCAAUCGAGACGAUUGGCAAACUCUCAAGCAUGGUCAACCUCAACGACUACGCAUCCAAGAUCAUCCAUCCCUUAACCAGGGUCCUCGCCAGCCAGGAGCCCAGCCUCCGGGUGGCCGCCCUUGACACUCUUUGUGCGCUUAUGCUACAGCUAGGGCGUGACUACUUGCAUUUUGAGCACACGGUCGAGAAGACCAUCACCAUGUACGGUAUCCAACAUUCCAACUACGACAAGGCGGUAGAAAAGCUUAGGAAGGGCGAGGCGCUCCCCCAGAAUCUUGCCCCCCGGUUUGAGGACAACUCUGUGGAACCGUACACAUCUGAGAACAACCCACCGAAGAAGCUCGAUCUAAAUCCCGUGCAUCUGAAACAGGCAUGGGAAACCAAGGGGAAGGCCACCAAGGACGACUGGCACGAAUGGUUCCGCAAGUUCAGCACGACUCUACUCUCAGAGUCGCCGAACCACUCCCUCCGAGCCUGUGCCAGCCUGGCCAGCAACUACCAACCUCUAGCCCGGGAGCUCUUCAACUCCGCCUUCGUCUCUUGUUGGAGUGAACUCUACGACUCCUACCAGGAGGAACUCAUUACGAACAUCGAAAACACCAUCAAGUCCGAGAAUGUGCCCCCUGACCUUCUCGGCCAACUUCUUAAUCUAGCAGAGUUCAUGGAGCAUGAUGACAAGGCACUUCCCAUCGAUAUCCGCAUCUUGGGACGCGAAGCGGCGAGAUGCCACGCCUACGCCAAAGCACUUCACUAUAAGGAGCUUGAAUUUCUGCAAGACCAUAACAGUCACGCGGUGGAGGCCCUCAUCGUGAUCAACAAUCAGCUACAGCAGUCGGAUGCUGCUAUCGGCAUUUUGCGCAAAGUUAAGGCCUACAAGGACGGGAUCCAACUACGAGAGAGCUGGUUCGAGAAACUAGAGCGUUGGGAUGAGGCACUCAACUUCUACUGUCAGAGAGAGCGGGAACUCCCAGAGGACCAGCCCACGCCCGUCGACAUCGUCAUGGGCAAAAUGCGCUGUUAUCACGCACUGGGCGAGUGGGAUUCGCUCGCCUCCUUGGCUGGCAAGACGUGGGCCAAUUCGGGCCCGGAAAUUCAGCGAAGGAUUGCGCCAUUGGCGACCACAGCAGCCUGGGGUCUUGGGAAAUGGGACUCCAUGGACACCUAUUUGCAAUCAAUGAAGCGCUUCUCGCCUGAUCGCGCCUUCUUCGGGGCUAUUCUUGCCCUGCAUCGGAACCAGUUUCGGGAAGCACUGGGCUGCAUCGAGCAGGCUCGCGAGGGUCUUGACACGGAGCUCAGCGCGCUCGUCAGCGAAUCGUACAAUCGCGCCUAUCAGGUCGUCGUGAGGGUCCAGAUGCUUGCUGAGCUAGAGGAGCUCAUAGUCUACAAGCAGUGUGGGCCCGAGAAGCGUGCCACCCUUCGGGCAACUUGGGAGACUCGCCUCAAGGGCUGCCAACGCAACGUCGAAGUCUGGCAACGAAUGCUUCGGCUGAGGUCUCUGGUGCUCACGCCGCAGGAGAAUAUGCACAUGUGGACAAAGUUUGCCAAUCUUUGCCGGAAAUCCGGGAGGAUGGGCCUCGCCGAAAAGUCCCUUAAGCAGCUCAUUGACACUGAUGCUCCACUGGAGUCUGUCAUUCCUUACUGGUUCGAGCAACCAACCAGCCCGGGCCUCGAACGGAUCGCGUCUCCGAUCGUAUAUGCAGUACUCAAGUUCCAGUGGGAAAUUGGCCAGCAGCCAGGUGUUCGAAGCUCAGACCGUGGCGUCGCCGAACGAACGCUCUAUUGCCUUCACAGGUUCACAGAGGAAACUGCCCACCGCGUGGAGAGCGCGAGGCUGCAGUUGAACGCCUCCGCCCAAGCCACAAAUGCCAUGGGCGACGGCCUAAACCACACAAGGUACGCCGACUUCGACGAGAGCGUCCUCGGCCCCGAUGCGCAACGCCAAUGGCUUGAACAAACCGUGCUCCUUGCCAAAUGCUAUCUUCGACAGGGAGAUUGGAUGAUCACGCUUGGUAAGAACGAUUGGCAACACACACGGCGCCAGGACAUCCUGGAUUGCUAUUCCAAGGCCACUCACUACCAUCCCCGGUGGUACAAGGCCUGGCACGCCUGGGCCCUGGCCAAUUUCGAGGUCGUUCAAGCUCUAGCAUCCAGGAAGGAGCUGGAAGGGCGGUCCGAGCACAACAUGAUCGUCCACCAUGUCGUUCCGGCCGUGCAUGGAUUCUUUGAGUCUAUCGCCCUCUCGUCUGGCAGCUCUUUACAAGAUACCCUUCGCUUAUUAACCCUGUGGCUCACCUAUGGUGGCUACCAGGAGGUUAUCACUGCCGUCACUGACGGGUUCGCGCAUGUCAGCGUCGAUACCUGGCUUGAGGUCAUUCCGCAGCUCAUUGCCCGCAUCAAUCAACCUAACAGGCGGGUCCAGGCGUCGAUUCACGCUCUACUGUCCGACGUCGGGCGGGCACACCCACAGGCGCUAGUAUACCCGCUCACCGUCGCAAUGAAGUCGAGGCAGAGCACGCGGCGAUCCAAGACGGCCAGCUUGAUCAUGGAGAGCAUGCGUCAACACAGUCCCAAGCUUGUGGAACAAGCCGACAUCGUAAGCCGUGAGCUUAUUAGAGUCGCGGUUUUGUGGCACGAACUCUGGCAUGAAGGGCUUGAGGAGGCCUCCCGCCUGUAUUUCGGCGACCACAACAUCCAGGGCAUGUUCGACGUCCUCGAGCCCCUCCACGACUUGCUCGAGAAGGGCCCAGCGACCCUCAGAGAGAUCUCCUUUACGCAAACGUUUGGCAGGGACCUGAGCGAGGCGCGCGAAUGGUGCCGCCAAUACCGUCAUUCCCAGGACGUGAACGACAUCAGCCAAGCCUGGGAUCUCUACUACCAAGUUUUCCGACGCAUUAGCCGACAGCUCCCCCAAAUGACGAGCCUCGAGCUGACAUACUGUUCCCCGGAUCUCCUCCAGGCUCGGGAUCUUGAGCUUGCAGUACCGGGCACGUACCGCAGCGGCCAGGAGAUUGUCAAGAUCAUGGGCUUUGAUGGCACCUUCAGCGUCAUUAGUUCAAAGCAGCGUCCCAGGAAACUUGCCAUAGUCGGAAGCGACGGAAAGACAUACACGUUCCUGCUCAAGGGUCACGAAGAUAUCCGGCAGGAUGAGCGCGUCAUGCAGCUCUUUGGUCUCUGCAACACGCUCCUGGCUAAUGAUUCCGAGUCCUACAAGCGGCAUCUCAACAUUCAGCGCUACCCAGCGAUCCCCUUGUCGCAGAAUUCGGGUCUGCUUGGCUGGGUUCCGAACAGCGAUACCGUUCACCAGCUCAUCCGGGAGUACCGGGAAUCCAGAAAGAUUCUCCUCAACAUCGAGCACCGGAUCAUGUUACAGAUGGCCCCAGACUAUGAUAACCUGACGCUGAUGCAGAAGGUCGAGGUUUUUGGCUAUGCGCUCGACAACACCACGGGUCAAGACCUGUACCGCGUUCUCUGGCUCAAGAGCAAGAGCUCGGAGGCCUGGUUGGACAGGAGAACCAAUUACACUCGUUCCCUCGGCGUCAUGUCUAUGGUCGGAUACAUUCUGGGCCUGGGAGACAGACACCCUAGUAAUCUGAUGCUCGACCGGAUCACAGGAAAAAUCAUCCACAUCGACUUCGGCGACUGUUUCGAGGUGGCCAUGAAGCGGGAAAAGUACCCGGAGAGAGUGCCCUUCAGGCUCACUCGCAUGCUCACUUAUGCCAUGGAGGUUAGCAACAUCGAGGGCAGUUUCCGCACAACGUGCGAGCAUGUGAUGAGGGUCUUGCGAGAUAACAAGGAGAGCGUGAUGGCUGUUUUGGAAGCAUUCAUCCACGAUCCACUGCUCACAUGGCGCCUCACAAAUCCGGCCAGCCCGCCUGGACCACAUUUCAACUCGGAACGGGAACAAGCCAUUGCUGGGCCACAAGCAGGGCGCGCGCGCCGGCCGUCGAUCCUCGACGGCCCCGUCCCCCCCGCCGAGUUCCUUGCCGCUCAGACCACCACAGGGGCGGACGGCAUGAUGGGUGUGCCCCCCGGUGCCCGCGGCCGCGCGCGUACCAAUUCCUCGGCCGCCGCACCAAGCAGCAUGGCAAACGGAAAUGGCGCGAAUGAGAUGGCCGAGGUGCAGAACGCACGAGCAGUUGAAGUACUCGACCGUGUUGCGCAGAAGCUUACCGGCCGGGACUUCAAACCGGAUGAUGAGCUCACGGUGAACGAGCAAGUCAACAAGUUGAUCAUCGAGGCUACUAAACUCGAAAAUCUCUGCCAGCACUACAUCGGGUGGUGCAGCUUCUGGUGAGACCGGCAACCGGCAAUGAGCCAUGCUCGCUGCAGGCAGCCGCCGCCACUACUUCUCCUUGUAGCAUAUGUAUCGGUUUUUCUAAGUCUGCGCUGGGGUUAGAGGCGCCUCGUUCUUACAUUUUCUGUGGCUAUCUCGUUGUUUCCUUUUCCCAUGGUGUUGUCCUGCCAGUUUCGAGGGUGGCAACCGGCAACCCGGCAUCUUAAACUUUGCAUAUGUUUUAUAUCCCCUUUCAAAUGUGAUAGGGUGCCCUAAUUCAUACAUUUCCCGGGUGGGCAGAUAGAGCCGGGCCUCCGGCAACCACCUUGCCCGGCAACAAAAGUAUGUCCUGUUUCCCCGCUCUCGAUGUCCUCCUGUACAGCAUA